AUGACAUCCUCAUACAUCUGUGCAAGCUGCCGGCGAAGCUUACAGAUUGCGAGGGGUCGCGAUGUCACCUCAAGCAUCAAGAGAUGGUACAACCGUCCCUCGUUCGCGCCGAAGCCAGUAAUCGAUCUCAAGCACAUUCGCCAAAAUCCGGGACUGUAUGAGCAGAAUGCCAUCGAUCGCAAUUAUGCCCCGCAAGCACAGAAUGGGUGGCGGAUACUUGAGCUGCAUGAGAAGGAUGUAGAACAGCAACGACAGGCUGUACAGCUUCGACAGCGAAACAACGCGAUUGGGAAAGAGGUUGGCCGGCAGGCGGCGCAGAAAGAUGUGGACAACGAUAGCAGGAGCACGCUCCUAGAGGAAGCGAAGGCGCUCAAGCAGGAGCUUGCAUCGUUUGAGGCAAUAGAGAAAGAAUCGCAUGCAGAGAUGGGCCGCCUGGCACUGGAACUGCCCAACCUAAGCUCGAUGAGCACGCCGGUUGGACAGGAGCCGCAUAUCUUGGAAGUCAUCAACGAAGGCCUGGAUAUUAGCCGGAGCAGGCUGUCGAAGAGUCACGUGGACAUUGGCAAGGAACUGGACAUCUUGGACUUCGAAGCAAGCGCAACGACAAGCGGCUGGGGCUGGUAUUUCCUGAAGAACGAGGGUGCGCUGCUUGAGCAAGCAUUGAUCCAAUACGCUCUUUCCGUGGCCAUGAAACGAGGCUUCAAAGUUAUGACACCGCCCUCACUGGUGUACUCGCACAUUGCAAGCGCAUGCGGCUUCAUGCCACGCGACCAGAAUGGCGAGACCCAGAUCUACAACAUUGCUCAGCAUGAACAUGGCCACUCGGGUGAGAAGCCCGGCAUGGUACUGACCGGUACUGCUGAGAUACCGUUCGCUGGCUCACAAGCCAACAAGACUCUUCAAGCCGCCGAUCUGCCUCUGAAAGUCGUUGGUCCGUCCCGGUGUUAUCGCGCCGAAGCUGGAGCCAGAGGCGUCGACACGAAGGGGCUGUAUCGUGUGCAUGAGUUCACCAAGGUGGAGAUGUUUGCCUGGACCUUACCAAGCACCGACUCUGAUAGCGAACGAUUUUCUGAUGACGAGGGCAGCGUGCAGGCGGAAGAGGCCUUUGCGGACAUGCUCGACAUUCAGAAAGAGAUCAUCAUCUCUUUGGGACUUCACGCAAAGGUUCUCGAGAUGCCUACAGCCGACCUCGGAGCUAGUGCAAGUCGCAAGAUCGACAUCGAGGCAUUCUUCCCAUCACGGCAAUCUAUCGACGAUGGCUAUGGCGAGGUCACAUCAGCAUCAAUCUGCACGGACUACCAGUCACGACGACUAGGGACACGACUCAAGCAUGCCGGCGCAGGUAAGAUCGACUGGCCGUACACAAUCAAUGGAACCGCACUGGCAGUGCCUCGUGUCCUGGCAUGUAUCCUCGAGAACCAUUGGAACGACGAAAAGGGUGAACUGCAAGUGCCCGAGGUGCUCAGGCAAUACAUGCCAGGUAACAUCGCAACCAUCUCGCGGAAGACGGAGGACAAGAGUCAAAAAUGA
This is a messenger RNA of Fulvia fulva, 1530 nucleotides long. Its product is annotated as Serine--tRNA ligase, mitochondrial. Lineage: Eukaryota; Fungi; Ascomycota; Dothideomycetes; Mycosphaerellales; Mycosphaerellaceae. Gene Ontology annotation, biological process: mitochondrial seryl-tRNA aminoacylation. The record is from RefSeq and is a predicted model, not a curated record. Gene Ontology annotation, molecular function: ATP binding; tRNA binding; serine-tRNA ligase activity. Gene Ontology annotation, cellular component: mitochondrion. The transcript has a single exon. The coding region runs from base 1 to 1530 and encodes 509 amino acids.